This is a messenger RNA of Lolium rigidum, 636 nucleotides long. Its product is annotated as early nodulin-like protein 1. The record is from RefSeq and is a predicted model, not a curated record. The transcript is spliced from 2 exons. Gene Ontology annotation, molecular function: electron transfer activity. Lineage: Eukaryota; Viridiplantae; Streptophyta; Magnoliopsida; Poales; Poaceae. Gene Ontology annotation, cellular component: plasma membrane. The coding region runs from base 1 to 636 and encodes 211 amino acids.
AUGGCCAGCGUCGUCGCUGCUAUGAUCUGCAUUCUGCUGGCGGCCUCGGUGCCGCCGUCGUCGUCGAUUCCGGCGGUGUACAGCGUCGGCGACGUGAGGGGGUGGGCGCUCCCGUCGGGCAACGGCACCGAGACGUACAACCACUGGGCCAAGAAGAACCGCUUCCAAGUAGGCGACGUCCUGGAUUUCAAGUACGCGAGCGACUCGGUGUUCGUGGUGAACCACGACGACUACAAGAUGUGCAGCACGACGACCCCCGUGAGCCGGUUCACGGACGGCGACACCAAGUUCACGUUCGACCGUCCCGGCUUCUUCUACUUCGUCAGCGGCGUGCCGGGGCACUGCGAGGCGGGCCAGCGGAUGAUCGUGCGCGUCGUGGCGCACUCCGCGCUGGCCGCCGCUCCGGCGUCUCCGGCGUCUCCGCCCUCCGCCGGCUUCGGCAGCGCCUCCAGCCCAGUCGUCUCGGCUCCGGCAUCUCCGGGGUACGGGUCCAGCGCCGGCGGGUCCACGCCCACCAGUUUCGGCCCGAGUCCGCUGGCCGAGCCCAGUGGUGCAUCUAGCCGCGCCCUCGCAGCUGGCUUCUCGCUUGUAACCUGUCUGCUUGCCGGUGUCAUCGCCAUGAUCGCGUUCGCGUGA